Funneliformis caledonium is the source of this 987-nucleotide messenger RNA. NCBI's taxonomy places the organism in Eukaryota, Fungi, Glomeromycota, Glomeromycetes, Glomerales, Glomeraceae. The record is from the annotation of a GenBank genome assembly.
AUGUUUGACAACGUUGCAAGUACAAGUACUUCUACGAGUGCUCCUACGGCUAGUCUCCUGACGGUUUUAAAGGGUAGCACUUUCCUUGAAUUAACACGAGAAGACCUUUUAAGUAUCAAAAUACCUCUUGGAACAGCUAAAAGAAUCUUAAAACUGAUUAAACUUGAGGAAAUUAAAUUUUUGAAAUAUGAGAACUUCUAUCUGAGGUUUUCUAAUAUGCAAAAUUCUGCCUCUUUGUACAGACUUUUGCGUAAUCAAAAAACUAUCAAACGUUGGAAAAUUGAGAUCGAGAUCAAUAUAAUAAAGACAAGAAUAAUUAGCGAAAAUGCAUUUGGGGAUAUACGUGAACUUCCUCCUGAACAAAAUCUAAGAAAACCCAACCGUUUUGUAGAUACUGGCGACCGAAAGCAAGAUCAAGUUUACCCUGAUAUCAUAAUUGGCCUUGACGAAUUCUACAGUGAACUGACAGCAAAACCACCUGAUUUAUCAAAGGGUUUGGGUUGGAAGAUCAAAAAUGAUAUAAGGGAUAAUUCAAAAUUAACUGAAGGAAAAGAUGGGAAACUUUGGCAAUUUGUCAAAAUUAAACUCAUCUCAGAUGAUUUUAAUAACCUAAAAUUCAACUUUGAGGAAAGUAUUGAUUAUGAAUGGAAUAAAAGAACAGCCUCAAUUAUCGCUGACAUAAUUUCUCGCUAUCAUAAAGACCUAUCGAUGAAAACUUCUGGUAAAAAAAAAGAAUCUCAAAAUAACGAUGAAACCUAUAUGUAUAGGAAUAAGUCAUCAAUUUCUUCCGAAAGUCUCUUGGCUUCUUUCAUCAAAGAGACACAAGUACGUGAUUAUAGAAUAAAGGAUGCCGUUUUGAAGAUACAUGCUUAUGGUUACACACAUAGAGAUGUGGCUAUACAAAACGUUAUACAGAGAAAUGGCCAUUUUUAUCUUAUUGAUUUCGGCCUUGCAACUCCGUUGCAACUUCACUCUGAUUCACGUUAA